Messenger RNA from Yarrowia lipolytica CLIB122, 1779 nucleotides. RefSeq lists its product as uncharacterized. Gene Ontology annotation, cellular component: mitotic spindle; mitotic spindle pole body; DASH complex. Lineage: Eukaryota; Fungi; Ascomycota; Dipodascomycetes; Dipodascales. Gene Ontology annotation, biological process: attachment of spindle microtubules to kinetochore. The record is from RefSeq and is a predicted model, not a curated record.
AUGGCCACAGAACUGGAACAACUGGAACAGGCCAUCACGCGGGCGCUCCAGGACAUUGACCGCAACAUCACGCGCUGCAACCGGGCCGUGGAACAUGGCAUUCUACCUGCUCUGGAGCAGUACAACCGAGGAAGCGGCAAGGUGUGGGAUAAGGGAGGCCAUUUCUGGAUGGAUUUUCUGGAAAAGGCGGCCUGUGUGAAGUUCACAACUCACGACGAAGACGUCGGAGAUGAGGCUCAUACUGUCGAGGAUCCGUCCAUGACAGAAAAGGUGCCUCUCAAACAGGAUUCGUACGAAACAGAGGCGUCCAUGUUGCAAAGCAUCACCAACAAUAUGGACAGUGUGGUGGAACUAGGGGAGAGAGAGAUCAUCAAAGACAACGACAACAACAACAAUAAUCAGAUGAAUUACAGCAAUCUCUUGUCGGAGCUGGAUGACGAGAGUAUGGACGUUUCCAUGGACCGAAACACUCCUGACGCCAACAACAAAGACAAAAUCACUCCUCGCAGACGCUCAGUGACAUCAACGCCAAGAAAAGACCGUCAUGCGUCGUCUGGAAAACGCUCAAAGAUCCCCCAACCGGAUUACAGCCUGGAAAAGACUCCCGAAAGAGCUACAGAUCAGCCUGCAUACUUGAAACAUGCCCUGGAAAGCGCGUCUAAAAAGUACGACCAUGAGUUGGCACGGGCGGCCAAAAGAGGUAACUUCCAACAGUCUGACAACGAAGAGGCGGGUCCUUCUUCCUCUUCCAAGACAGGUUUUAACUUCAAGCCAUCCUUCAUAACGAAAUCAGCAUAUGCAUCUACAGAAGCAGGAGGAGGCAGUAAGAGCGCUUCAAAGGCAACACCCUCUUCCUCGCAACCAUGGUACAUGAACGUGGAUCUCGAUGACUCUUUUGAUCUCCCAUCACCACCAAAGCUCUCUUCGAUGAAUUGGAAACCUGGAGGACCGUCUUCUUCUGCUCGUCACCACACACGAUCUAAAUCAGAUACCCCUCCGACAGAAACACAAUCAGUUAUGCGCCAGAGAAUCAAUGACAAGGAGUACCAUAUUGAAAUGAGUCCCGCCAAGGGUAAACAGCCACUUUCCGCUGUCACGAAGUCAUCGGGAUCGUACUCGCCGUUUCACCCAAAGAAAAUGGACGCAGCAUCAACACCAGCAAGAACCAAGCUCUUUACGCCAAAAAAGCCGUCAGCAGCCUCGCGCUACAAACUUGACCAGUUUAGUGAUGACGAUUCGGACAUGCUGAGUCCCCCACAACUGACAACUCACAUGAUCCAAUGGGACAACCAACAACACAAUACUAACAAACCAACGGAAGCCGGGCAGAACCCUCCUUCGGCUACACGAGAGCGAUCUCCGGAACGUGCUGCUCGCAAAGACAAGGAACGUGCCGACUCCCCAGCCCCGGCUGACUUCGACUACAAGUCCGGCCACACUCCGUUUGCAAAGACCCCUCUUGCUCUGAGAAUGGACAGAGAACGACUACAGCAACGGACAGAGAAUCUUGUGGGAUUCGGCAGUCCCAAUAAAGAUAUUUUUGGGGCUGCUGCUAAAAGUACAACUGCUCCCCCCUCUGCCAAAUACGACAUGCUUUCAUUCAACGAUUCCGGUGAAUCGUUUCAGCCCCCGGAUCUGUCGCCUCCAGUGACCAUCAAAUUCGACACUUCGCGGUUGCAGUUCACUCCGGCUAAAGAUAGUGCACGACGGGUCGUUCAGGGAGCUCUUCGGGAAGCUGGGGGGGAGCUGGAUAGCGAUGAUUCCAUGGGAAGUUUCUAA